Messenger RNA from Glycine soja, 1419 nucleotides. RefSeq names its product expansin-A11-like. Gene Ontology annotation, cellular component: extracellular region. NCBI's taxonomy places the organism in Eukaryota, Viridiplantae, Streptophyta, Magnoliopsida, Fabales, Fabaceae. The coding region runs from base 226 to 1002 and encodes 258 amino acids. The record is from RefSeq and is a predicted model, not a curated record. Gene Ontology annotation, biological process: plant-type cell wall organization. The transcript is spliced from 3 exons.
UUUGCACAGAUAAAUUUAAUCUAACAAAUAAUAAAAAUCGUUUCUUGAGUUCUCCCGUCUUGCAGAACCUCACAUGUGCAAUCGUUGCCUUAGCUAGUCUAGUCCCUUAUUUAAACACAUAGCUUCUGUACUUCGGAAAUGACAAUAAUUGCAAACACAAAUUCUAGUCAUAUCAUAUAUCCUUCAACCUCUCAUCAUUAGGCAUUCAGCAAGCAAGAGGAAAAAAUGGGCAAAAUGGGCAAAAUUAUGCUUGUUUUGGGUAGCCUCAUUGGAUUAUGCUGUUUUUCAAUCAAUACCUAUGCCUUCUCACCUUCUGGAUGGACCAAUGCCCAUGCCACUUUUUACGGGGGUAGUGAUGCUUCAGGAACUAUGGGGGGAGCUUGUGGGUAUGGGAAUCUGUAUGCAACUGGGUAUGGAACUAGAACUGCAGCUUUAAGCACUGCCUUAUUUAAUGAUGGAGCUUCCUGUGGUCAGUGCUACAAAAUUAUAUGUGAUUACAAAGCAGACUCUAGAUGGUGCAUCAAAGGAAGAUCUGUAACCAUUACUGCCACAAACUUUUGCCCUCCCAAUUUCGCCCUUCCUAACAACAAUGGAGGCUGGUGCAACCCACCACUCAAGCAUUUUGAUAUGGCCCAACCCGCUUGGGAAAAGAUUGGUAUUUACAGAGGAGGGAUCGUCCCCGUGCUAUUCCAAAGGGUUCCAUGCAAAAAGCAUGGGGGGGUUAGGUUCAGUGUGAAUGGGAGGGACUACUUCGAGCUAGUGUUGAUCAGCAAUGUGGGUGGUGCUGGAUCCAUCCAAUCUGUGUCCAUUAAAGGCUCAAAAACUGGAUGGAUGGCUAUGUCUCGAAAUUGGGGUUCUAAUUGGCAAUCCAAUGCGUAUUUGAAUGGUCAAUCUUUGUCCUUCAGGGUCACCACCACUGACGGAGAAACCAGAGUUUUCCAAGAUAUUGUUCCAGCAAGUUGGACAUUCGGCCAAACUUUCUCUAGCCCAGUUCAGUUCUAAGCUCACAAAUAAACCAACGGCUGAGGCGUGCUUUUUUAUUUUACUGGAGCAGCCCGCCAAACCCUUCUUCUGGUUUUGAUUAUUUGGUGGACCAAACCCCAUCAACUCCAAGCCCUUAAUCAAGGCAUAAAUUGUUAUCAAUAAUAACAAUCAAUCACCAUCAUAUCAUAAGGAUUAAGCUCAAGCAUGUAGAUCAAAUAAACAUCUUUGAAGUUUAAAUUUAUACUAUAAAUUGUUGUAAUAUCACUAUAGUCGAAGUUCAAGCUGUGCCGCUGGAGUUGGGAAAAUAUUAAUUCCCUAAAUUUUUUGAUGUAAUGCUGUCACUUGUCACUGUUGUGUAUUAAUUAUGCUUUCCUUACCUAGAAAAUAUAUUUUUAAAAGAAUGAGGAAUUGUAUUAUAGGGAGAAAUUUGUAAAA